AUGGCGGCCCUGGAUCCUACCCUUUUCCUCACCGCGGGCUCCGCCUACCACGCCGCCGUGCAGCUCAUUUACAAACUCCCCGGCAAAUACCGCCUCGUCCGCCGCACCCACCACACCCACAUCGUCCACGGCACCGACCUCGCCUACCGGGACCUCGUCUGCCCCAGCCGCGGGACCGCCGACGUCACCCUCCGCGCCGCCACGGACGGCCAGUACGAAGUCGAGCUGAUGCACACCACGGCCAUCGACCUCCGCACCUGGGACGGACAAACGGCCACCAAGGUUGAGAAACGCGCGUUCCGGAUCACGAACGGUCAGUGGAGCAUGUGGGCGGUCCGGACGACGGAUGAGGGGGUGGAUGUCGUGGCGGGGAAGUUGGCGGAUCUCACGCUGAGCGUGGCGGGGGGGCCGGCGGAGGGGGACGUGGUGCAGAAGGCGGCGCUGAACGGGGGACCGUGGCGGGAUGGGCAGGGGGUGAAUGCUGUGGCUAUGUGUGUCUGGGUGGGGAAGCAGCCGUGUUGGCAGCUGAUGCAUCAGGUGGAUCGGCAGGAGCCGGCGGCGAGUGAGGUGUGUAGUGAUGAGUUUUGGCCUGUGGUGGAGGAUGCGGGGAAUGGGUGA
Molecule: messenger RNA, 618 nt
Organism: Letharia columbiana
Lineage: Eukaryota; Fungi; Ascomycota; Lecanoromycetes; Lecanorales; Parmeliaceae
Exons: 1
Coding region: 1-618 (205 amino acids)
Source: RefSeq, a predicted model, not a curated record